This is a messenger RNA of Monomorium pharaonis (pharaoh ant), 2025 nucleotides long. RefSeq lists its product as uncharacterized. The transcript has a single exon. Bases 1 to 2025 code for a protein of 674 amino acids. The record is from RefSeq and is a predicted model, not a curated record. Lineage: Eukaryota; Metazoa; Arthropoda; Insecta; Hymenoptera; Formicidae.
AUGGAAUGCGAACAUCAUUUUACUCAGAACGUAACGCGCAAUCCUGAAGGACGAAUAGUCGUGAAGCUACCUAUCAAGGACAAUAAAGUAAAUUCGAUAAGCGAUACUAGAGCCAUUGCUUUACGUCGUUUCUACAAAAUAGAAAGGAAGCUUGAUUUUCGGCCAAUAUUGAAGCGUGAUUACGCCCAAUUUAUGCACGAGUACGUGCAAUUAGGGUCACAUGACACCCAUCGAAACCGAGGAACCGCGAACACUGAAUUGCCGGUUUUCUAUUUACCGCACCAUUGCGUGAUUAAGCCUGACAGCAGUAGCACCAAAUUGAGGGUCGUGUUCGAUGGUUCAUGCAAAGGUCCCACAGGAAUCUCACUCAACAAUGCCCUGAGAGUCGGGCCUGUAAUCCAACAGGAUCUUAUCUCUAUUCUGUUGCGCUUCCGCACUCUUCCGUUUGUUAUCACAGCGGACAUAAUAAAAAUGUACCGCCAGGUGCUCAUCGAUCCAUCUCAAACGCAAUUGCAGCGAAUAUUCUGGCGUGAUAACUCUUCUGAUCCACUUCAGAUUUUCGAAUUAAAAACCGUGACGUACGGAACCUCUUCCGCAUCGUAUCUGGCCACGAGGGCACUCAAAUAUCUAGCUGAUUUGUACAAAAAUGAUUAUCCGUUAGCUUCCCAAUGCAUGUUACGCGAUUUUUACGUCGAUGACGUGCUAACGGGUGGCACGUCAAUUGACGAAUGCAUAAGAUUAAGGGACGAGCUCAUUCAACUUCUUGGGAAAGGAGGAUUCCACCUCGCAAAGUGGGCCUCCAAUAACUGCCGCAUUCUUUCUGGGCUGCAUGACACAAUGGAAUCUAACUUGUCUCUUGACAAAACGCUCAACUGCAAGAUACUCGGAACACUCUGGAAUCCUUCGACUGAUUCAUUGCGGUAUAAUGCUCAAGAUACUGGCAAUCAUAAAUCUCUUACUAAACGUGAGUUGCUAUCAGAGAUAGCCAAGGUGUUUGAUCCUCUUGGGUUGAUUGGCCCUGUAAUAAUCAUUCCAAAAUUGCUGAUGCAGGAGCUAUGGCAACAAAAUCUACAGUGGGACGAGCCCGUUUUCCCAUCUAUUCUGUCGAAAUGGAGUCAAUUCAAGUCAGAAUUAGUCAGUCUAAAUACUUUAAGCAUAAGUCGUUGCGUAAAAUUCAGUAACGACACCUCGCAUCUCCAAUUGCAUGGCUUCGCUGACGCCAGCCAACGAGCAUAUGGCGCGUGCAUCUAUCUUCGCUCGUACACAUCAAAGGGCGAAUUUCGAACAGAACUAUUGUGCUCCAAGGCUCGUGUUGCGCCUCUCAAAGCAACUUCUCUUCCACGCCUAGAAUUGUGCGCAGCCAUGCUCCUCGCCCAAUUAGUCCACAAGGUAAGGUCGUCUGUCGAGCUGGCAAACGUCAAGCUUUUCCUAUGGUCAGAUUCGACCAUCACAUUAAACUGGAUCGCAUCCGCCUCCAGAAAAUGGUCAGUAUUUGUGGCCAACCGCGUCGGAGAAAUCCAGCGAUUGACUGAGAUUACUGACUGGCAUCACAUACAAUCAACACUAAAUCCCGCAGAUGUGUUGUCCCGCGGCCUAAAUUCUAAGGAACUAAUAACAUGCGAUUUGUGGUGGUCCGGCCCUCCCUUUCUCAAGCACAGGGAAUCAAAGUGGCCUGUCACUGAGACCACGCCGAAAAUUCAGGAAUCCGACAUGCCUGAGCUAAAAGGAGCAACCACGCUUUCUUCCACUAUAAGCCUAUUACCAAUCAGUUCGUUGUUGAAUAAAUUUUCUAAUAUCGACAAAAUAUGUCGCAUAGUAGCCUAUUGUCUAAGGGUCAUUAAGUUCCGUUUACGGGGCUCGUAUGUUAGCAAAUCAAUUACGCAUCAAGAAGCAUCCGCUGCAUUGAUGAUCAUUUGCCGCGCAGUUCAGCACAGUACAUUCUCACAAGAAAUUGAUUGUUUAAGGAAUAAACAACCAUUAAAAUCAUCAAGUCAUUUUACUAUCUCUAUCGCCUUUCCUAGAUGA